AUGAACUACGUGACAAUGCGUUCUCUUCAGUUCAUAGUCCUAGUCAUAUCUACGUUAGUAACUUUUUUAAUCGUGGGGUGUCAUGGCGAACAAAAACAGCCAGAUCCAGACUCGUAUGUGAGUCAGCUGAUCGCAGAUUUGUGGUUGGAAGGAGCCGAAGUCAUCAGGAUUAUAUGGCGAGAUUGUUCGAAGAAACUGGUGGACGUGAAGGACGUUAUAGAUCACAAGGAAUACUUCCCGAAGUUCGUGAGAUGUAUGAAGAGGAAAACUCUAAGAGCUCUCGACCGGUCGUUGACCCCAGACGUGGUGCCUGUAGCCGAUGGGAUCAACUUGGUGCGGUUCGAGCUCGUCGACAGAUCUGGAAAUGUUAUGCCUGAGAAUGAAACUAGUACCUGGACAGAAAAGGAAUUAGAAGAAGGAGAGUGGCGUACACUUGCAGUUCAAAGAAUGGCCAAAGUUCUCAGAACUCACGUUAUCAAGUUUGAUUUCGACGACGGAAAAAGUAUUGACAAAGUUGAAUACCGAGGUCGACGCCGUCAUCAGAUGAUGACAAUGAUGAUGUUUGGCAUCGUGUCCAUCGGCAUGGUCCUGGUUCCUAUGGGCUUUCAAUUCCUCGCAGUCUUGGGAGGAAAAGCGCUUUUGCUUGCUAAAAUGGCGCUCAUUCUUGCUUCGAUACAAGGACUUAAGAAGAUCGCUUCAAGUCCGGUGAACUACGGGUUUUAUCACUCCUAUCCAUACGACUAUUACGAGAAGAGGAGUCGAAAUGACUGGCCUCCACCUGGAAUCAUGCCUGGCACACCUCCACCUGCCUUAUCAGUACACAACCCUUGGACAGACACAGAAAUCAUAAAACGUGAUAGAAUUCAUAUUGCUACUGAUAAAGAACUUAAAACUAAAAGCCCAGAAAUAGUGACGUGGAAACCUGAAACAUCGAAAUCCAUCAAACAAGAAGCAGAACCGAGAUUGUAUCCGAUUUACGCUGGGCCGUCAGACGUACCAGGUCCCAUUUUCACAGCCAUCGAUGCACCUACUCCUUUGGCCGAUUUGACGACACAACCAGGUGAUGUGCAAGCCGAUUACGCAAUCGAUCUCCCGUUCAAUCGAUUUCAUUUUCAAAGUCCCACUACUGUCGUUUCAGCUUGA
Messenger RNA from Spodoptera littoralis (African cotton leafworm), 1143 nucleotides. The record is from the annotation of a GenBank genome assembly. Lineage: Eukaryota; Metazoa; Arthropoda; Insecta; Lepidoptera; Noctuidae.